Trichosurus vulpecula (common brushtail) is the source of this 1639-nucleotide messenger RNA. RefSeq names its product oviduct-specific glycoprotein-like. Bases 1 to 1596 code for a protein of 531 amino acids. Gene Ontology annotation, cellular component: extracellular region. The record is from RefSeq and is a predicted model, not a curated record. The transcript has 11 exons. Lineage: Eukaryota; Metazoa; Chordata; Mammalia; Diprotodontia; Phalangeridae. Gene Ontology annotation, molecular function: chitin binding; chitinase activity. Gene Ontology annotation, biological process: chitin catabolic process; carbohydrate metabolic process.
AUGGCAAGACUGCUGCUCUGGACUGGUUUGGUUCUCCUGCUUCAGCUCCAGCUAGGUACAGCCUUCAAACUGAUCUGUUACCUCACUAGCUGGGCCCAGUACCGCCCAAGCCCUGCCUUCUUCUUCCCUGAGGACCUGGACCCCUAUCUCUGCACCCACGUGGUGUAUGCCUUUGCAUCCAUGAAGAACAACAGGAUUAUCUCCAGAGAGAAGAAUGAUGAAGAGACAAUGUACCCCCAACUUAGGAGUCUCAAAGAAAGAAACAAGGAGCUACGUAUUCUGCUGUCCAUUGGGGGCUGGUACUUCGGCACAAACAGAUUCACCGUGAUGCUAUCCACAUUGGAGAACCGACAAACCUUCAUUUCCUCUGUCAUAGUCUUCUUGAGGCAGCACGGCUUUGACGGCCUUGACCUUUUCUUCCAGUACCCCACAUUUAGGGGCAGCCCCAAAGAGGAUCGUGGCCGAUUCACCUCCUUGAUUCAAGAACUUCUGUUUGCCUUCCAUAAUGAGGCCCAGGUCACUGAACAAAGCAGGCUGCUGGUCACUGCAGCUGUGUCUGGUGACUGCAACAUCAUCAAUGAUGCCUAUGAUGUGCCAACCAUUGCAAGGCUUCUGGACUAUAUCAGUGUCUUGACUUAUGAUUUCCAUGGAAGUUGGGAAGUGGUCACUGGACACAACAGCCCCCUGUAUGGAAUGAAUGAGAGGAAUAAAGUAGACUACUUAAAUUGUGAAGUUGCCAUGAAGAUUUGGAAGAAGAAGGGAACUCCCCCAGAGAAACUCAUGAUGGGGUUUCCUGCCUACGGACGUACCUUUGACAUCCUGAGCUCCAACCACGGACUAGGGGCUCCUGCUUUUGGGCCAUCGUCCCCUGGGAAUUACACCCAGGAAUCUGGGUUUUUGGCUUACUAUGAGAUCUGUACCUUCCUCAAGGGAGCCACAGUAAAAUGGAUUACGGAGCAAAAAGUCUCCUAUGCCUACAAGAAGAAUGAUUGGGUUGGCUACGAUGAUAUCUACAGCUUUGUUUACAAAGUGUGGUUCAUAAAGGAUGAAAACUAUGGGGGAGCCAUGGUGUGGUCCUUGGAUUUGGAUGAUUUCACUGGCUCAUUUUGUGGGCAGGGGCCCUUUCCCCUUGUGAACACAUUGAAGGAUACCCUCUUUGACAGCAAGUCCACCUUAACUCUUCCAACUCCACUGAACUCCCAGACUCCUCCUGAUGCUUCCACUUCGACCCCUGGAGGGAUGACUUCUCUUCAGCAAAAAAUUCAGGCACCAGUUAAUAUCACCUCCUCCACUUUGGAGAAGGACCCAAAUCCCACCUUUGGUUCCAAUAGUUCCAACAGUCACAGGGAGAACCUCUUUAUUCCCCAGUUGCUGGAGAAGACUUCCUCAGCUCUUGCAAAUACUGCCAUUCCACCUGUUGAUAGCAGCCCUCCCCAGACCACCCCCACCUUAGAAGCAAAUACCCAGGCUCCUGACAACCCCACCACUCUCCCUGUCAAUGACAGUAGCUCCCCUGCUGGCUCCACUGUCCCCUCUAACAAUUUCCCCACCUUCACACCAUCACCCCGAGCUACAAACCAGAAUACUUCUCUAUAAAUGAAGAAGAGAAAGCCUUGGUACCUGGAAAGAAAGAGAAACC